CCCGACGUUAGCGCCACCGUUGCCACGAUUCAUACUUGCGGGCGGCGUACGACGGGGGGGCCGCACGAGCCGUCUGCCCAGCCGGUACGCUGGCAUUUCAUUGAGCUUUCUUUCGAAAAGUACGCGCCGACCGCGAGCGGUCGUUGCGCUAAACCAAAGUCACCAUGGACGCCAUGUACACGGCUGGCGCGCACAUGACCAAGCACCUGCAAGAGAAUUUCGAAGGCUAUGACCGCUUCUUCUCGUGGGUUUCGUCCGUGGCCGACCCGCCGCGCAACGUGCUCUGGUACUAUCCGAUCGCAUUAACGUUUAGCACUCCACUCGGCAUCCGUAUCCUCAUCGCGUCAUCGUGCUCCGAGUUCCUAAACGUCGCCAUCAAGUGGGUGUUGAACGAGCACCGGCCCUUUUGGUACGUCAAACUCAAGUCGGACGUGGGCAUCCAGCUCGCGCAGACGCCUCAGACGUGCGAGACGGGUCCGGGCUCGCCGUCCGGACACGUCAUGAUCACUGCGGCCGUGCUGUACGUCGUGAUCCGCUACGCUCUCAGCUGCGUCGACAAGACCCGCCAUCCACGGCGCCGGUACAUCAAGGUGAUCGUGUGGCCCGCUUACGUCUGCUACCUGACCGCCGUCGGCGCGUCUCGAGUCUUCAUUGGGGCGCACUUCCCGCACCAGGUGAUACUGGGCUUCGCUAUGGGCGUCACGACGGGCUACUUCCUGGAGCGAUUCGACAUCGACCAGUGGUACUACCCCGAGUUCGUGACCCUCAGCGGUCUCAUGGCCAUGACGUGCGCCACUGUGUUCACCGGCUUCAUGGCGCUCGGAGUCGACCCGCAGCACACGGUUCACCUGGCGCUCGAGGCCUGCGACGACCCUCGCUACGUCAACAUCAGCUCGACGGUCCUCUACAGCAUGAUGCGCAACAUCGCGUGCCCCUUGGGGGUCGGCAUCGCCAUGUCGAGGCCCAACUUCGGCAAGGUGAUGGAAGGCGCGAAGCGGGCGCCCGUGUGGGCCAAGCUGCUGGCGGGACUGGCAGGCGUUGGCAUCGGACGCAUCUUGCUCGCCUGUCCGCUGCCCAAGCGGGAGUUGGGCAUCUAUGCCGGAGCGUUGAUCCAGUUCUGCUUCUUCUCCUUCGCCAUCAGCUACGGGAUCCCCUACGUCCUGUACAAGAACUAUAAGCAGGUCAACAAAGUUCUCGCGACACCUCCGAAAAAGAAGGACUCCUCUUCCAGUUCUUCCUCGGAUGAGGAGUAAAGAGGUAUACUGUAUUAGGGGUGUAGCAGCCUGUGGGGAGAAUGCCUAGGAAGACAGAGGGUGGUUUGCUGUUGUGCGGGGGAUGGCGCAUGCAUGGAUGCGCAAGUGUGUGUUCAUUUCGGCCGCUAGCUUCGCUAGAGGGCUCACGCGGAAUCUCAAAUUCCAAAGAGUGCAGCGUCUCGCCUAUGGUCCCUGCUAGAUGCGUGGAAAAUAAAGCAAAGCGGAAACGUGUCUUAGGGUUUCACCA
Messenger RNA from Dermacentor albipictus, 1500 nucleotides. Its product is annotated as glucose-6-phosphatase 3-like. The record is from RefSeq and is a predicted model, not a curated record. Gene Ontology annotation, molecular function: glucose-6-phosphatase activity. Gene Ontology annotation, biological process: glucose 6-phosphate metabolic process; gluconeogenesis. Gene Ontology annotation, cellular component: membrane. NCBI's taxonomy places the organism in Eukaryota, Metazoa, Arthropoda, Arachnida, Ixodida, Ixodidae.